AUGCCUGCAACUCUUAUAUUGGGUAGUGAUCGUCUAGCUUUUACAAUGGCUCGACUGUUAUGCUCUGCUGGCGAGAAAGUGUGCCUAUUGGGAAGUAAGCAAAAAACGAUAAUGAAAGAAAUUCUUCAAUCUGAUGUGGAAAGGGAUUGCCCAUUCCAAUUCGUUGAUGAUCUUAAGAAUCAGGAGCAUUUGCUUCAAAAGAGGCUAAGUAAUAUUCAAUUUUAUGAAAAAAUGGAAGAAAUUGGAAAAGAUCUCAAAGCAGUCGUUGUAACAAAUGAAAACGCACAUAAGCUGGAUAUUCACUCGUUUGGAUCGGUGCCAAUUGCAAAUUUCAAUUGGAAGAACCUCAGUACUUCGAACUUCAUAGAUGUGGAAGCUUACCCUCCUUUGGAAAUAACUAAAAUGGCGCAGAUUUUGGUCCAACCAACAACCGAUCCUGUAGCUCUGUCUUGCAUACGCGCCCUGUUCGAAAAAGCUGGUAUAACUGAAAUAACGCGGGAACAAGCGAACACAGCUGACGAAAUGUUACAAAAGUCGAUGAUUUCUACAGCUUUUAAUAAUAGCGAAGAAGGAUCUUUAUCUGGAAUGAACGAUGUCAUCUUCUCAUUAUUUCCACAACGUAAACCAAUUGAUCAUACCCAUUCAAUAAUGCACUGA
Messenger RNA from Auanema sp. JU1783, 657 nucleotides. Lineage: Eukaryota; Metazoa; Nematoda; Chromadorea; Rhabditida; Rhabditidae. The record is from the annotation of a GenBank genome assembly.